Molecule: messenger RNA, 1393 nt
Organism: Phytophthora nicotianae INRA-310
Lineage: Eukaryota; Oomycota; Peronosporomycetes; Peronosporales; Peronosporaceae
Exons: 1
Coding region: 19-1287 (422 amino acids)
Cellular component (GO): membrane
Molecular function (GO): lipase activity
Source: RefSeq, a predicted model, not a curated record
CUGUCAUUCUCGAAAAAAAUGGUGAACUGCCGAGGCCAACCCGUUCCGCCAGUUCGGCCGUCGAGUGACAAACUCAACAACCGGCCAACGCGAACUGUGCAUCGCUCGGCAUCUCACAAGCAAAUUCCGGUCAAGUGGCCGAUGGCGAAGAAGCUCGAGCCGGGGCCUGGGCCUGCAUCGAUCGUCGCUAUGACGCUGGCGUCGGCAUCUCCGGAGGAUCUGUCGCCAUUGACGGCGUCGAAAUCGUCAUCGUCGAAGUCGUCGUCGUCUAGCUCGUCAUUAGGGCAUUCACGCCACAUUCCGCCGUACUUACGCCCGUACGAGGGUAAAUUCCAGAACCGAAGGGGGCAGUCGCUCUACUACUUUGCCCUCUUCCCACCAGAGCCGAUGCCUAUGCGGGGUGUCGUGCUGUGUCUACAUGGAAUUGGAGACCACUGCCGACGCUACAUUCCGCUGUACGAACGACUGUGCGAAGAAGGAUUCGGUGUCAUAUCGUACGACCUGCUGAACCACGGGGCCAGUGACCUCGACGCGCACAAGACGCGAGCACACAUCAGCAACUUCCGAUACCUCGUGGACGACACCAACGCGUUCAUCACGUUCGCGAAGAAAUCCAUCUAUUGCGACGCGCUCAAAUACUGGAGAGAGCACCACCAUCCGUACCACCCGCACGGCCGGCACAAAGACUACAAGGUCGCUCCCGAACUGCCAUUGAUCAUCGCCGGUACGUCUUUCGGGUCGCUAAUCGGUCUUCACACCGUCCUCACUGGACGACACAAGUUCCACGCCGGGAUCUGGGCCUCGCCGACGAUCAGCGUAACCUGGACGCCGCUACUGUGGGCCGAGUCGAAACUCGCUGUCCCGCUGGCUACGCUCUUUCCUAAAGCGAGGGUCGUGCCUGCAGUGCAACACGAGCUCCUAUGUCGAGAUCCUGGAUUCCUUGAUGACUUCGAAGCGGAUCCACUAACCAGCAUGGGCAUGCUGACCUCCCGGAGCGGCCACGAAUCGCUGCAGGCCAUGAUCAGACUCCAAGAAGACGAACGAGUCUCCAAUCCAGACAGCUCAUUCUGUGCAGUACCGAUGCUUUUCCUCGCAGGCUCAGCUGAUGGCAUAGCUGACCAACAGGCAGCUAUCAAGUUCUUCGCCUCGAUGGGGAAUCUGGACAAGGAGUUCAAGUUGUUUGACGGCCUCUUUCACCUCGUGUACGAGGACCCUGAAAAAGAGGAUGUGCUCAAAUACCUCGCGCAGUGGUUGCGACGGAGAUUCCCCGUUGAGACCCGACAAUAAAGUACACUACAUGCAAGGACAUGCAUCUCAAAAGUAAGGAGUAGUAAGAAAGUAUCUACAGUACAAUAGCAACAUCAGAAGACGGCAUGAUGGCUGUUCUUGCUCA